CCGGCUGUCCCACACACUCACCCCCACACAUUCAACCCAGCAUACACAUCCUACCAAGCAGCUCUGGGAGGGCCAGCCAGCGUCUAUACCGGCGGCCAAAUGGGAUGUCCUCUCUGAGAGGCUGCCCGCCGCCGCUGUCCCACGCGCACACACGUACCGGAAUCAUUCAUUAUAGAAGACACUAACAACUACUGCACAGCCAUUUCUUCUCUUUUCAAUAAGUAGCGGCGGCCGUAAGAAUGGCCCUCUCUUUCAGGCAGCCCGCCAGCAUUUUUCUCCUCAGUAACUCCUUCCUGUGCUCAUCGAUCUAACAGCUACCAGACAGAAUAUAUAUAUAUAUAUAUAUAUCUCUGCUCUUAGUAGAGGCCUCUGCGGGUGUCCUGGAUCACCUGCUCUGCCAUGAGGUCCAAUGUGACCCAUCGCUCCAUCGCCUUCAUGUCCGGCUUGAACCCCUGCGAACCCCACACACAGACAAUUGCCCAAAGUGAGAAGGGCUGAGAAACGGGGCUCGUUCCUGUUUGUUUGUGUACCACGAAGGCCUUGAGCUCUGCCGGCGGGGUCUUCGGGGUGCCGGGGGCGUCAGUGAAUGAGAGCUGCGCCUCGUAUAAGGGCCUCAUCUUCGAGCGGUAGUACGCAUCCUGACAGAACUCCUGGUCACUGAGGAAAGGAGAAAACCAUGGACAGAUAUGGCGCAUGCGCAUGCCUUGCUUACUUGUCGAGCGCCCACUGGAAGGUCUUGCCCUUGCGCGGACCGUCGGUGAAGACGGUGUCCUUGGCAUCAUCCUUGGCAGGAUCUGAUGGAGCCGAGGAACUGGACGCCGACCCUCCCUUCAUACAACAGCGGCUGCGGUCUACGUUCCUCCAAUACCGUGCAGUCGAGGCCUCUCUCCUCCAGGCAAGCUGCAGAUCUCGUAAUCAGCAAAUGGUGGUGGCCCUCCACCACUGCAAAGAUAAUGCAGUACGAACACAGAGGAAGAGUAUGAUGUGCACGACCAUCAACGGGCGGCCGCAAAUGAGAAAGAUCCCG
Molecule: messenger RNA, 1027 nt
Organism: Vitrella brassicaformis
Lineage: Eukaryota; Vitrellaceae
Source: the annotation of a GenBank genome assembly